GACGCUUGGAUCUAUUGCUACGCGCCAGCACGGAAAAUAGUUGAAAGGUUACCCCGGGAUGCAACUCUCAGCUAUUCGUUAAACACGGAACUGGAGAACUUCCAGGUAGAAACCGGGGAAUCACAUAUCGGUGCCGUUGUGCUAAACGCGAAAGGCGAGCCUCGCGUUUCCUUCAAAUGCAUGCACUUCCCCUGGGCCGUUUGUCGUUACGGUUACGUGUAUUACGGGGCUACGCCGAACGAAGAAUUCCGUGAAAAAGUGACCGUUCUCGAGCGACCUUUAGACUGCAUGUGCAAUGCAUCCUCGGAUGAAGAUUAACUUUGACACGUUAUUUCUCGGUUAGAUAUUUUUUUGUUAAUUACUGUGUUUAACGGAGUCCAGGCAAGCGUGCAGACGUUCGCUUCGUCGCCGUCCGUCUCUUUGAGGCACAGGGAAUAAAACGGGAAAUUUAAUGGUUAACGAAAGCCACAUCUCCAUUGCCAGACUCUAAACACUGGAAGGCGCUUAAAUCGCCUCCAAAACUGCCUAUAGCAAAUUAAAUGCGAUAUUUGUUCACUGUUCCAGCCAUCGUUGCUAGUAAGGCCGGGAACGACGCCCUCACCGAAGAAGUUUGAAAUUGCUCGUACAUCCGAGCACUCCAGUUUGGUGCCAGUUAUAUUCCUCAGAACCGAGAGAACAGUGUACCAACCUGUAUUCAAAGAAUUUUCCAUUGAAAGUAACACAAGCAAGAACAAAAUAAUAUGACUGAAAAAGGAAGAGAAUGAGCCAGCGCACGGUUAUCCUUACCGACAUCUUUAUACCCUGUGAAACACGCUUUGGCCCCUCUGAGAUCUCUCAAGCUUCUGAACCAUGAAUCCUGUUUGACGAUCGCUGCGAUCCGGUUGAACUCGUUAUUCUUCUUGGGUAUCGCUUGUACCAGCGACUUCAGCCCCAUUCUGAAACGGUACUUCAGAUAAUGUGAAGGUCACCGCUUUCUCAUGAUAUAGUGGGCUCCACGCCGUAAACGAAGGAGGCUUCUCUGAGCCACCGGCACUUUCGAUCCUCCAAAUUCGACGUGACGCACCAUUGCACUCUUCUCGACGGACGGCAGUUCGCGCGAUUGUUAGCGCUCAUGAAACCAGGAACUGCAAUUGAUAUAUAUAUAAAGACUGUAGAAGAGAUCAUCGUAGUAUAUUCUUAGCAACGCUGGCUGUAUUUUCUUAUUCUUCAAAUUCAAGAGAAAACAGAACAAUACUGAAGUUCCUAGAUUUCUACGUCACUUAAUUACAUUUUACUAAGUAGUCUUCCGGCGUUUCUAGGGUGUCCAUGCUCACCGGCGUCGGGUGGAAGUUCUCCAACAAAUCACGCAUAAUCCAACUCGACUCCUGCUGCUCGAACGAGCUCAUCAUCUUCUCGACUUUCUCGGCCACCUCCCUGGAAGAACGCGCUAAUUGCAGAAAUUCGAACAAUCAAACUUCAACAACCUGUUACUCAACUUCUGUACUGACACUUUGGCGACGAUGACCGGCCAUGGUCUGGUGAUCCACACGCACGGUUUGUCGAUCUUCAUGGGCCUCGUGGUCCCAUCCGGGCAAAGAUAAUUGAAAUUUUCUUUGCUGAUCUGCUCAUCCUAUAUCAUCACACAAUGUCACUGAUCCGUAUCAAGGUUGAGCUAGUCAGAAUGAUAGAUUGUAGCUAGACAAGCGAUGAUAUGCGACCGAUGAUCUCAUUCGUUUGUCUAACUUCAGUCGAUGUCAAAUUAAUCCUGACUUUCGUCCUCCUACCUUGAAGUGCUCGAGAGUGUCGUCUAAUCGGACCCAUGCGAUGUCUCCCACGUUAUCAGUGAGACACAAUAAAGCACCCUCCCGGCCGUGAUACUUAUCACUCGAGUAACAGCCAAGAGGAUUGUCGCACGCGGCGCAGAGGUUCCGGUACUUGGAUUCUGGGCCGAAAAAAGUAGAAAAUAGAGAGUGCGACGGAAAAAGCAACACGGUGGAAGGGCACCUACUCAGCUUGCUGUCGAACGUGGUGUCAGCGGACCAAGGACCGGCGAUGCAAGCUGCUUGAAAGAAAUUGGACAGCCCGUUUAUCCUGUUCUCCAGCAGCGUCUUCUCGGGAUCACACUCUUUGCGUUAAUAUGUUGAGAAAGCAACGCAAGCAGGAAAAGUAAACCAUAGAGUCGGACGUUCAUUUUCACUGUCCAGCCGUGCAGCAUCCUAUCUUAAAGACAAAUAAUCACACGUCUCGAAUCACUUCUAUUUCGAACACUUCAUUGACUGAUCUUAACGCAACGAUCCCUUCGAUCGUUCCGAACCCGAGAGUUGAUUGUUUGGAGAAGGGAAUAACAGUAAUCCAGAUUUCGGUAAACAGUUAUCGUUCCAUCCUACCCGCAAGAUCAAUGUUUCCCCGAAGCUGUUAAUCACCGUUAAAGAAUGGAUACGAUCAAUCUCGUUCGAGAGAGGAGACUGGGGAAUACCCCAGCCAGCGGUGGCCGUACGUUAACAUUCAUCUAUCUGUAUGUUAAUCUCGCGUGAGGAAAAACGAAGAAUAAUAAGAAUAAGUGUGACAGAACCGGUGGAAGAUCAGUUCGAGCCAGGGCCGCAUUAAUGAUUUCACAGGCCUCAAGCGUCGUGCAAAAAAUAUUUACUCUGAACGAGAAAAACGACCUCAGCGUGGGCAUCCUUAACCCUGGAAAGACUAUAAGAAAUGAUCUCUGAACACGAUCAUCUGUUCACUUAUUUCUCCAAGAAUUGAUUUCUUAAAGAGGCUAGUACGCAGUAACGAGUACACUUUUUCCUCGAUAUUUUAUAUGAGAGAAAUAAUGUGUUUUUAAUGUUUUCCAAUCGGAGGUUUGGGAAAUUCUACCCCCCCACUCCUUAGUCUUUGUAGGGUUAAUUCAACCGACGAUGAUACCGGCCGCUUAUUGUUUCCCUGCGAUUGUAUUUACCUUCGCACGCUCGUUUCGGUUCGGUUCAGUGUUUAAAAUAGAAAACAAGGGAACAGAAGUGACCGAGAAUUUCGAACGCGGAUGACUAGACAGAAUGAUGGGAAAUUAGUCAGCAAGUAUGCAGCGGCAUCGUGGAAAAACAAAUAUGAUCACGGUAUUCUCGAUCGAUAAUUCGGCCGGCGAUGUUUGAACAUCAGGGGGUUCCCCUGCGUCUUCUUCGACGUCCUUGCGCUCGCACAAGUUCACGAAGACUGAGCUUCAUCUGCGGCUAAAUGACCGGAAUCAUCUUGGUGGGGAUUGACUGCGCAAUAAAUGCAUGUGUGCUCGUCGACGUCCGUUCGAAACGGACUCGGGCCAUUUUUUUUUUCUUUUUUUUGAAGAACCAGAUAUUUUAGAAUGAGCCGGACAUGUCCUCGAGCGAUGCCGUGUUUCCCGUGUACGGGCAGAAAAUGUAAUUUCCAGUGCAAUCAACAUAGAACCAGUUGAGUCGUACAAUUACAGAAAGUUAAUGUUCUGGACAGAAUUUCUUUUAACAGUAAAUAUAACGAAUAUUUAUCUUAGUUGAAGAGACACUCUGUAGAGUUUCCUCGUAGUUUCCUGAUGAGUCUGUGAUAUUGGAAUUCUGGAAAAACAAUUUGAACAGAUACGAGGGGGACGACCGUAAAUCUGCUUUUCCAACCAAGGCAAAAACGUCUUGAAAUGUUAUCAACCAGUUAAUAAAUUACAUCCAAGAGAUGUGUUGGACGCAUCAGAUACACUCCCGAAACGCAACAGUUAUUCCAAUGCUCGUUAUCAUGACACACUCUUCGUUCUGACAGCGUAAACGUUGUCAAAUAACGGCGCAGCAGAGCAAGUCUUUUGCAUCAUAAUCAUCGUUUGAUAAUGGAUGUGCUGAAGGAAGCACCAGAGUGCUGAUUAUGAUUUGGAAUGGUAAUGUUUAAAGAAAUAUUUAUUCCAUAACUUUUCGAUUGUACCUGUUUUUAUUAAUAAAGAUCAGAAAAGAUGAAGCUAAAUUACAAACAGUUGCCUAUAAAGGCACAUUAUUUUUUCUUCAUGGCAGCAAUGGGUCCGAUUCUGCCAUUUUUCCCAGUCUAUGGCAAACAACUUGGAAUUUCCGCGUUAGUUAUGGGUAGCAUCACAGCCGUUCUACCAAUUUUGUUUUUGAUUGCCAAACCAGCCUUUGGAUUUUUGGUGGAUUAUUUCGAUUCUCGGAGAAAAACAAUCUUUGUAAUAUUAUUGGCAGGAACAAGCAUAUCUUUUAUUUGCAUGUACUUUCUACCUCCCCUGCCAGGACCAGUCUUGCCGAACCAUAUAUUUCAAAAUGUAUCCUGUGCAUCAUUAACACAUUGCUCAUUAGAGGACAUUUCAAGACCAGGUUUAUGCAUGGAAGCAAAGAAUACACUGUGCCAUUGGACUUGUCCUGAUAACAAUUUUUCUGUGCCAAUACAGUUCAAAGCAGUUGAAGGAGGAGCAAGUUUUAGUGACAAUACCUCAUGUUUACUUGACAUGGAAAGUACUUUAUAUUGUAAUAAUAAUACUUGUAAUGUUACCUGUGAUAAUUUUAAUGACAAGGAUUGUCUUUAUACAUCUCUAACAUUCUGGGGCUUUGUUCUUUUAAUGUCCCUUGGAAAUAUUGGCUUUAAUGUAUGCAACAGUAUAAGUGAUGCAAUUUGUUUUGAUAUUCUAGGAGAGGGUGGUCAAAUGGGAUAUGGUAGGCAGCGUGUAUGGGGAACAAUAGGGUUCGGAAUUUCCGCCUUUUUGGCUGGUUAUGCAGUAGAUUAUUGGUCAGAAGGAAGCAUCAUCAAAAUUUAUACACCUGCAUUUUUAUUAAUCUUUAUCUUUUCCUUUAUUGAUAUACUGUGCUGUAGGAAAUUGAAACUACCAGUUAUGGCAGGUUCAGGAAAUAUAUUAAAAGAUGUUUUUCAGCUUCUAAAGUAUAAACCUAUAAUUAUAUUUCUCUGUUUUGCAACAAUUGCCGGUAUUCUAGACAGCUUCAUAAUUUACUUUCUAUUUUGGUAUUUAGAAGAUUUAGCACUGGUGACUGGAUAUAUGGAUAAAGGAAUUAAAUUAAUAGAAGGAUUAAUUGUUGCUGCAGAAACUUUGGGUAGUGAAGUAGUCUUCUUUCCCCUAUCUGGUAAAAUUCUAAAGAAGUUAGGAUUUGGAUAUACAUUUACAUUCUGUUUCGUAUGUUACUCUUUACGAUUGGGCUUAAUAUCACUUGCACCUAAUCCAUGGUUAGUAAUUCCGAUAGAAUUAUUUAUGCAAGGACCUACUUAUGCUCUUUGUUACACAUCAAUAGUGGCUUAUGCAAGUAAAGUCGCACCACCUGGUACAUCAGCUACUGUUCAGGGUAUUGUAGCUGGCAUGGAUGAUGGUUUUGGAUUCGCUAUCGGUAGUUUAAUAGGUGGAAUUUUAUAUAAAUUAUUCGGAGGUGUUACAACAUUACGGUUAUUCUCGUCACUUGCCGCUGUGACUGCAUUAACAUACCUCAUUCUACAUCUAGUGUACUUAAAACAUACAAUGCCAGAUACAAAGAGUACUGUAGAGUGGAAAUCACCUCAGGAAGCAAAAGAUACGUGUGUUGUUGCAGGAACAUAGUUUUAUAAAUUUUAUAAACCAAAACUUAUUUCUAAAGGAAAUGAAACUUUUUAUACAUGAUGCAGUAACUAUCAUACUGUGAUUUGUUAGUGGUUAGUUACUAUAUGCAUAUUGUAAUAUGUUAGUCAAAAAGUCAUGUUGUAUUGUUAAAAGAAAGUUUAAAAGACAAAAUCAACAUUUGAUACAUCACAAUAUACAUAGGAAGAAAGACAAAACUUUUUGGCUAACCUGGUAUUACUUACAUAUUUAUAUAAGUAUACAUAAAGAUAAGACAGAAAAUAUUUUACAAAUUUGAACAUACCAGUGAAUAAAAUAAAUAACACAAAAGUGUGGAACGCAUAUUUUUGUGAUGAAAAUAAUAUUUUUUAAUGUGAGAAAGUG
Molecule: messenger RNA, 5905 nt
Organism: Nomia melanderi (Alkali bee)
Lineage: Eukaryota; Metazoa; Arthropoda; Insecta; Hymenoptera; Halictidae
Source: RefSeq, a predicted model, not a curated record